GUUGGCUCGCAGUACAGUUCUGAUGGCACAGUGGUGGAGUUCUUUGAAACCAACGUCGUCAUCAUCGGUGCGAUAAAAACCGCGUCAAGACCUAAAAAUCGUGAAUCAACGGUAAACAAGAAGCGUGAAGACCCGAAGAGGCGAAGAAAAACAAGGAAAAGUCUUAAGCGCGAGGCGAAAGUGACAAGAAGAAGGAGCGAGAGAUCCCUGCGCGAGUUGGGCGUCUUGCAUAAAAGUUAGUGGUGGCGUCUCUGGGACGUCACUGCACAAGACUACCCUCAGUGUGCGAGAAUGUUACCACGAGGAGUGAGGGCGUUACUCGCCCUGCUGGUACUCUCGGCGUCGACGAGGGCGUCGAGGAGCACGCCCGCGGACAUAGUGCACACGUUCGCCGACCCUGAAGUCGAGCGUCUGAACCACCUGGUGGUGGACAAGAACACGGGGCGAGUGUUCGUGGGUGGUGUGAACCGUCUGUACCAGCUGUCGCCGGACCUGGACCUGGUGGUGAAGGAGGUUACGGGACCGAAGAACGACUCGAACGACUGUUCGAUGAUCGACUGUCCGGCCGGCGUGGUCAAGAAGUUGACCGACAACGUGAACAAGGCUCUGGUCAUCGACUACACGACCACGAGACUGAUAUCGUGCGGCAGUCUGUUCCAGGGGAUGUGCACGGUCCGGAAUCUCCACAACAUAUCGGACGUUGCUCAGGAGGUGCGGGAGGCCGUCGUCGCCAACAACGCGACCGCAUCGACGGUAGCCUUCAUCGCACCGGGUCCUCCGAACCCGCCGGUCUCCCAGGUCAUGUACGUCGGCGUGACCUACACCGCGAAUUCGCCUUACAGGUCCGAAGUCCCAGCGGUUAGCUCGAGAUCACUGGAUAAAGAGCGGAUGCUCGUGAUCGCCGAGACGGCGGUGACGACCGGGACGAGAAUGUUCGUCAACUCUUUGGCCAGAGAACGGUUCCCCAUAAACUACGUACACGGUUUCAGCAGCGAGGGUUUCAGCUACUUCCUCACCACUCAGCCGAAGAGCACCGCCACUGGAAGCGAGUUCAUUUCCAAGCUGGUGCGCGUCUGUCACGACGAUCAGAACUACUACUCGUACACCGAGAUACCGAUCGACUGCACGAACGAGCUGAGGAAGUACAACCUCGUCCAGGCGGCUUACGCCGGCAAGGCUGGGUCCGACCUUGCCGGACACCUCGGCAUCACCGCCCAGGACGACGUACUCUUCGCCGUUUUCUCCGAGAGCAACGCCACCACCAACAGGCCGUCGUCCAAGUCCGCGCUCUGCGUCUACUCCCUAAAAGCCAUCAGGAGAAAGUUCAUGUCGAAUAUUCAACACUGCUUCGCCGGGCAGGGGCAGCGGGGAUUGGACUUUAUAUCGCCAAGUCAUCAGUGCGUUCCUACGAAGGUGCAGACUAUGCCCGAAGAUUUUUGCGGUCUUGAUUCCAACACGCCUCUCGGAGGCCAGGAUCCUAUCGCUGCUUUGCCGGUCCUGACUUUCGAUGAGCAUCUAACUGCCGUUGCAGCAACAUCGACUGGUGAUUACACCGUCGUCUUUGUCGGCACGAGCGAUGGCCAUCUCAAGAAAGUCGUCGUUGAGAGUGCGACCUCGGCUCAGAAGUAUGGUGACCUUGAGGUGGAUCCGAAAUCUCCUGUGAAUUCGGACCUACAUUUUGACUCGCAGCUUAUGCAUCUCUACGUGAUGACGCAGCGCAAGGUGUCCAAAGUCAAAGUUCAGGAAUGUUCGGUGUACAAGACGUGCUGGGACUGCUUGGAGGCCAAGGAUCCUUACUGCGGCUGGUGCUCGCUGGAGAACAAGUGCAACCUGAGAAGCGACUGUCAGGAUGCAGCCACCGACCCCUUGUACUGGAUUUCGUACAAGAGCGGUAGGUGCACGACCAUAGCAAGCGUCACUCCGAAUCAGUUGCAAAGAACGACUGCCAGGACCCUGGAUCUGGUGAUAGAGAACCUUCCGACACUCCCGGGACAGUUUCUCUGCGCGUUCUCGGCCCUCGACAAAACCCUCAUAACAAAUGCUACCCGAAAAUCGCACGGCGUUAAUUGCACUACUCCAAGGACCGAUCUGCUGCCGUUGAUACCUCAAGCCGAGCACCACUUUACGGCUAGAUUGUCCGUCCGAAGGACCAGCGGACCCGACCUCGUUGCCACAAAUUUUACCUUCUUUGACUGCAACACGUACAGCUCUUGUACCCAGUGCGUUUCAUCGAGCUUCCCCUGCGACUGGUGCAUCGAUGGUCACAGAUGCACUCACGACACUGCCGAGAAUUGUCGCAAUGACAUUUUGGUCACCGGAGUCAGCAGAAUCGGCCCGAGUUAUCGAAGUGGACCAGGUUUUUGUCCUGCUAUUAACCCCACGGAUUCUAAAGAAAUACUCAUCCCGUCUGGAAUAACGAAAGGUAUCCAUGUCAAAGUGCAUAUCAUUGGGCAAUUCAUCGUGCAAACGAGGUUCGUCUGUGAGUUCAACAUCGAAGGACGUGUAACGAGCGUUAUCGCACAACUCUUAGCAGACACGAUAUACUGCGACUGGACAAAAUUCUCGUACACGUCAAGUGCGCCGAAUAUCACGGUACCUUUCGCGGUAAUAUGGGGGGGUUCGAAGCCUCUGGAUAAUCCCAGCAACAUUCAUGUUGUCAUAUACCGUUGCAAGGAUAUGGCUGACAACUGUGGCAUGUGUCUGACUCUCCCCGAAAAGUACGGAUGCGGGUGGUGUCAAAGCUCUGAUAAGUGCGAGGUGAAAGAGCAGUGCAACGAUCGAGGUUCCGGCGUUUGGUUAAACAGAAAUGAAACCUGCCCAAACCCAGAGAUUCUAUCGUUCGAGCCGCAGCUUGGGCCAUGGGAAGGAGGUACGAAUGUAACGAUACGAGGAAUAAACUUGGGGAAAACAUUUGCCGAUAUAUACGCUGGAGUAAAGAUUGCCGGACUUCCGUGUGAGCCUUACCCUGAACUCUACGUCAGGACAAAACAGAUCGUAUGCAGAGUCGACGGGCCUGGUACUCCUCAGGAGCGAAAGGGACCCGUGAUAGUCAAGAUAGAGGAUUUUCGCGGCUACUCGGCCGUUAACUUCGAAUUCGUCGACCCUGUUAUCGAGUCCAUAUCGCCUAAGUAUGGCCCUCGGAGUGGUGGGACCGUCAUCAGGAUAACAGGACGUUACAUGAACGCCGGAAGCAGGAUACUCGCUUUCAUAGACAAGCUACCGUGCUCCAUAAUAAGCGCCAAGGCUAACGAGACCCUCUGCGUGACCAGCGCUAGCGCUAGCGCUAGCAACACCACCCGCAGUGGUGUGCUAAGGAUGCAGUUUGACAGCGGAGUUAGACAGUACAACGGCGUUUUCGAAUACGUCGACGAUCCCAUGAUAGAAUCCGCCGACAGCGGCGUUGCGGGCCUGAUCAAAAUACCGAAGGGAAUUCCCGCCGGUGGUAUAAAGAUAUCGGUAAUCGGGAUGAAUCUUGGAUAUGUAAAAAAUCCUCAGAUGUACGUCUACUACCACGACAAAAUGUUCGUUUCUGAGUGCAUUGCGGUCAACCAUACAAACAUGAUUUGCAAUUCACCCGUCGUCGAUAUAUCCGAAGACACUCACCUGGACGCUGAACAUCCACUGAUGCUCGACUACGGAUUCCUCAUGAACAAUGGCACGGGCGUACAGAAGCUUUCCGCUCAUGGACAUGAAAACUUCGUGCUUUUCCCCAAUCCGGUGUACGAAGUUUUCGAGGAGGAAGUGAAGUACGAAAAAUGCGAAUACCUCGUUAUAAACGGUGAGCACUUGAACCGUGCGUGUCAAGAGUCGGACGUAACUGUCCAAAUCGGUGACUCUUUCUGCAACGUGACGUCACUAUCGAGACGACAGCUGACAUGUCGCCUCUCUCCACUUCAGCCUCUACUCUUUAAUAAUACGGGUCUUGCCAACAAGCAGGAACUUCCAGAGGUGAUUGUAGUCGUCGGAGAUGGGCUGAAGUACAAAAUUGGGAAGCUGAGCAGAACUUAAGUAAAGUUCGAAAUGGAAGAAAUCGUUUAUUUCAAGAUUGGCAGUUUCAGAUUAAAGUAGAUUAACCGUUGAAAGUAGAGUUAGGAUAAUGUGGCAUUGAAAUGAUUCUCAUCGAUGGAUAACGCUCGCGACAUUUUUAUGUGUUUUGUACAUUUCCUACCAUCGACAUUUUCUGACAAUGAAGCUAAAGUUGUUCAAAACGAGACAAGAAACUCACCAAAAUAACUCCGUUUUUAUUUCGAGCCACACAUCCACGAUUCUUCUGGUAAUUGCCGAAUAUAAGUUUUCAGGUAAGCACUUCAAAUCACGUUAAACAGCUUAAAUCUGACGAACUGAAUUCCGAACUGCCAAAGCGUGUGAUUCUCUACCCGUUGCUCAUCUUCUAAUGACGCCUCACAGUGCUGAUGACGAGAAAAUCGGAGAAGCCGCGUAGUAACGGCGCAGUUUGAAGUUUGCAUCAGACAUAACGUAUAAUAAAUUUGAAUUCUCUGACAAAGUUCCGGUUGAAUAAAAUACAUAUGCGCGUAGACUAUAUGCGUACAAAUAAAUGAAAGUAAGACACAAAA
Molecule: messenger RNA, 4574 nt
Organism: Diprion similis
Lineage: Eukaryota; Metazoa; Arthropoda; Insecta; Hymenoptera; Diprionidae
Product: plexin-A2-like
Exons: 7
Coding region: 292-4008 (1238 amino acids)
Biological process (GO): motor neuron axon guidance; regulation of cell migration; sensory neuron axon guidance
Cellular component (GO): semaphorin receptor complex
Molecular function (GO): protein binding; semaphorin receptor activity
Source: RefSeq, a predicted model, not a curated record